AUGGAGAAUAUCAAUGAUCUGGAAGAAACGGAUUGCAAAUGCAUAUCACCGAACGAGCGUUCGAUGUCACAUUGCAGUAGUGAACAAGAAUUAGCACAUAUGCGUCACGAACCACUGACAAACAGCACUUCAAAUUAUGAUCACAGUAAUUACAUUCACGACUCGGAUAUUAUUACUACUGCCGAAAGAUUAGCAGGCCUUAUACACGAAAGUCCGACGCGAGAAGCUGAUAUCAAUAGCUUGAUAAAUGAACUACAUCGUAAAGAUGCUUAUGGACCAGCCCAGAGACCCUCUGAUUAUAUGGAUUUAGAUCUUGAGAUGCAGAACUAUGACGCUGAUGAGAAUAAUGGCACUUCAGAAGGUAUCAAUCGUGUUUUGAUGAUCAUUGUGGUGACACUGAUUGCUUACAGCGCACAGUCCUUAGAGGAUAUUACAAAUGCUACUCGUGGUGCACUACUUGCAUACGGAAUGGACAUUUUGGCAGCUUCCGUAAUGAUGCAGUACCAGUUGAUGUUCAACUUGGAAUUGCCUUACGUAUGCUAG
Molecule: messenger RNA, 543 nt
Organism: Sphaeroforma arctica JP610
Lineage: Eukaryota; Ichthyosporea; Ichthyophonida
Exons: 2
Coding region: 1-543 (180 amino acids)
Source: RefSeq, a predicted model, not a curated record